AAGCACACGGCCUCCACACAGCUACAUCCCACUUUGUCAGCUCAGUCGUUGGGGACAUCACAAGGAGGAGCAUGAAGGUGGCAAUCAUACUGGCUGUACUUGUGGCAGCAGUGCUCUGUGAAGACCAUCUGUCUGGCCAUCAAGAGGAACGCAGUCAAGAUCUCUCAUUGGUGAAGUUUGGGCCCCUCUGCAGUGGCAACCCCACCAACAGGAAGAGGGGAUGUGAUCGCCAUGGCUGUGGGGCCUAUGGUGCCAAACGCACACACGGAACCCACAAGGGCCUAGACAUUGUGUGCGGUGAUGGGGCGGUGGUCUACGCUCCAUUUGACGUGACGCUCAACGGCAUGGCAGCCCCCUAUCGCAGGCCUUCUGCAGCCCAGAAGCUCAUCAACAAUGGCGUGAAUCUCAGUGGUGGAGGCCUGUGCUUCAAGCUGUUCUACUUGAAGCCUGACAAGUACAGUGGCUCUUUGAAGAAGGGCCAGAGGAUCGGCGUGCUGGGCCCUAUGCAGAGGGUCUACCCUGGCAUCACCUCUCAUACUCACGUCCAGAUGUGCGACCGCUCCAACCCCACCAAAUACUUCUGAAAACUGCACACAGUACACUGGUGCAUUGUUAGUUCAACACCCAGGGAGACACAUUCAACACUCAGUGUCCAAUCAUCCAAAAAUCGAUCAAAAUCUAUUUUUAUAGCACACAAAAACUAACUACACAGUUGACUCAAAUUACUUUUAUUCACACACAUUUACACACCAGUCCUAGUAGUGUUGGUCCAACUCUCUUAGUGUUUAAUUAACACUGCACUCUUCACAGUGUUGCUGGUGUUCUGUCUAAAUGGCCUCCUUUGUCCAAAUGAGCUACCACUAGCCUGUUAAAGGAAAAUUCCAAUAUUUUUCAGAAAUAUUGCCAUUUUAUACAGUAACUCGCCUCAAUUUGAAUAAUGGAGUUUUACCUUCCUCCCGCCAUUCUCAGAAUCUUCUAAGCAUGUGUCAUUGAAACGGAUGCUACCAAAAUCUGAAUGCUACCAAUUGAACCUGUUUGGUACCAACUGGUCCCAUUUGGUUCAAUGAUACAUUCUGAACUAAUAUCAACAGAGAACAGCUGCAAGAACAUGAAAACCAUAAAGCCCAACUCAAUGGUAGGUGUAAAAUGAGCAUAUUUCCAAAAAUGGUGGAGGGCUCCUUUAACAUAGAUUUCCCCAUACCUUACCCCAUGAGAGGUUUGUGAGCUCAGCUGGAUGGGUAGGUCAUAUUGACAGGACGCUGGGAACCAUCGGCCGUCGACUGUCGACACACCCAAUCUGCUUUCCGUCUCUUCGGGUGGUCCAACUCCCAGGCUUCAUCUGAUCUAACACAAUAAACUCUUUCUUUACCGUAUAAAGCAUUAGGCUAUCUCCCAAGAGCUGAGCACAGACUUGGGAAGAGAAGCUGUUUGAAAACCCCUCUAAAUCUCAUGAUAAUGGUCUCUAAUUGAGUAAUCACUAAUCAUUAUUUGGUACAAUAUUACAGCCAUAGCUACCAAAACUUGGCAGAUGCAUCACUCAAGAUAGAUGCAUUUAAAGUGGCAAAGUACAUUAGUAGAGAGCGGAUUUCCUUGAUACAGUAAUGAUAAUGGGGUGGGAUUUGUUAUCAUUUCCAUUAAAGAUCCCACAUUUAUCAUCAGUGACACGUGCUUGACAGCUGUCUCGAGGCUGCUCAGUGACAAGAAAAAUAAUUGUCAUGACUAUUCUGAUGCGAUAAUUGUUUGAGGUGGAUGAUGUUAUUUUUGAGAAGACUAUAGCAUGCUGAUUAGAAAAGAAUGACACCAGCCUGACUGUGAGAUACCACAUAAUUUCUUCAUGUGUUUUCAACACCGUUUCACUUUCCAUUUCUUUGCCUUGUAUUAGCCUUCAAUGUUGAUUCUGCAUGAUUGUCCUUAGCUAUAUGGCUCAUGUUUAAUGCAUCUCUCAAAAAUAUAUAAACAAAUAAAAAUAAAGUAUUUUUCAGUUGCAAUGCAA
Messenger RNA from Engraulis encrasicolus (European anchovy), 1993 nucleotides. Its product is annotated as leukocyte cell-derived chemotaxin-2-like. Bases 72 to 584 code for a protein of 170 amino acids. The transcript is spliced from 5 exons. Lineage: Eukaryota; Metazoa; Chordata; Actinopteri; Clupeiformes; Engraulidae. The record is from RefSeq and is a predicted model, not a curated record.